UCUCUUCCUUUCCUCCGUUUCUCCACUAUUUUCGUCCCACCACUAACCAUUCACUUAAACAGGAACCCAUCUCCCGACCAACUCUUUAGUUCAAACCACCACCUUUUUUUCCGACCAAAUCAAAACAGAUGGCAGACGACAGAAACGGCGGUAAUAACAACAGCAACGUAGACCCAUUACUCCAAUACAUGACUAUCCCAAGAAUGAGAGAACCGCCUCCGAUCCUCUUCCGCGUACCAGAAGACGGCGAAGUCGCGAUUCCCAUGCCGAUGACACCUAAAGAGUUCAAAGAUCGUUUAAUCUUCGGACCCUUCUCCCGCUCCCCUCGAGACUCCUCCUCUCAGUACUUUGACUCCCUCUCUCAGAAACACUCUCCUCCUUCUUCUUCUUCCUCCUCCACCGCCACCGCCGCCGCCGCUGAAGCCUUCUCCGACACCUCAACCGCCGACCCUCUCCUCCCAGAACCGGAGCCAUGGUCUCACGGCCACGCGCUCCACCGCUCCAAAACCGCUCCAGCGAUGGCAGUAAUCAACGAUUAUCACCACCCAAUGCCUCAUCAAAAGGAUCUCGAAUCAUCACGCUCCAUCGUGAGACAAGCCUUUGCUCUUCUCGUUGUGUACCUCUCCUUAGGUGUGCUUAUCUACUGGCUGAACCGUGAUAACUACGUUGUGAAUCAGACACAUCCCGUCGUUGAUGGCUUAUACUUUUGUAUUGUUACGAUGUGUACCAUCGGUUAUGGAGACAUAACACCGAAUAGUGUUGUUACUAAGCUGUUCUCGAUAAUGUUUGUGCUUGUUGGGUUUGGUUUUAUUGAUAUUUUACUUAGUGGGAUGGUUUCUUACGUUCUUGACCUUCAAGAGAGCUAUAUGUUAGACUCUGCUAAGCGGAGAGACGAGCCUGAUAAGAGAAAGAGAAGAUCGUAUAUAAUCGAUGUAAAGAAAGGGAGGAUGAGGAUUAGGUUGAAAGUGGGUUUGGCGUUAGGUGUUGUGGUUUUGUGUAUUGCUGUAGGUGUUGGGAUUAUGCAUUUUAUUGAAGGGAUUGAUUGGUUGGAUUCGUUUUAUCUCUCGGUUAUGUCGGUUACUACUGUUGGGUAUGGAGACAGGGCGUUUAAGACGUUGCCUGGUAGGCUUUUUGCUGCGGUGUGGCUGCUUGUGUCUACGUUAGCAGUGGCUCGGGCUUUUCUGUAUUUGGCUGAGGCAAGAGUGGAUAAGAGGAAUAGAGAAAGGGCCAAGAAAGUGCUGUGUGAGGCAAUGUCUGUCUCUCAGUUCUUUGCUGCUGAUAUUGAUAACAAUGGCUGUGUGAGUAAAGCGGAGUAUGUGAUUUACAAACUGAAGGAGAUGGAGAAAAUAACGGAUAAAGAUAUAACACCCAUCUCCAGACAGUUUGACAAACUCGACCGAUGCAGCAAUGGAAAGAUUACUCUUGUUGAUCUCUUGGAUAGUAGCAGUGGAGAUUGAUCAUCAUGCAACUUUUUUUUUUUUUUUAGCUUAGUUUACAGUAGUUGUAGAUUACAAACCUGAUUGAUGAGUAGUGCGGUCUCUGGUUCACUUAAACUUGAUUUGGACAUAUCUUAAUUAUAUUGGUAAUUGGUCUAAGCCUUGGGAGCCAGGAUUCACUCUUCAAAAUGUAUAUAAAUCUGAAUACUUAAUGGUCUGAUCGAACUUUCUUGGUUCGAUACAUAUAACACUUCCACGCUUCUCU
Eruca vesicaria subsp. sativa (arugula) is the source of this 1701-nucleotide messenger RNA. The record is from the annotation of a GenBank genome assembly. Lineage: Eukaryota; Viridiplantae; Streptophyta; Magnoliopsida; Brassicales; Brassicaceae.